This is a messenger RNA of Adineta steineri, 1191 nucleotides long. NCBI's taxonomy places the organism in Eukaryota, Metazoa, Rotifera, Eurotatoria, Adinetida, Adinetidae. The record is from the annotation of a GenBank genome assembly.
AUGAAUAUGUUUUCAAUCUUACUCGUUCUUUAUUUAACUGUCUUACAUGUCAGUACAAUACCUGCGCAAAUCCCAUAUAAUCCUAAUAGAACAAAUGGUGGUUUAAUUACAAAUGGAAAAUUAAAUGAUGAACCAAUGUGUAAAACAGAUGAUGGACAACUUGAAAUUCCUAUUAAUAGUAAAUUUCGUUCACUUAUUAAUACUUGUAAAGUAUGUACAUGUACUGCUACGGGUUUAUUAUGUGAAGAUCAAUGCGAAACACCUCCUCCCACUACUACUACUACUACUUCGACAACUACAACAAUUGGUCCUACAGAAAGUACUACAACUACUUCUACAAGUUCGUCUACGUCAUCAAUCGAUCAAAGCAUAGUGUCAUCUACUUUACCAAUUGGUUUCUUACCAAGUUCUACUUCAAAUGGUGGUCUUAAUACAGGUUCAACACCACCAAUGGGUAGUGCAGAUAAUGAUACAGCAAGCAGUGCAUGUGCACGAGCAAUGGCUGCCCGUGACUAUGCAUUUGUUGAUUGUAGCGAAGUUUAUUUAGCUGGAAAACGUACAAGUGGAAUUUAUGAAAUAUGGCCUCGUACAAGUCCUAAACCAUUUCGUGUAUUAUGCGAUAUGGAAAGAGAUGGUGGAGGAUGGACAGUUCUUCAACGUCGUGGUGAUUAUAGUCAACAAUCAAAUUUUUUUGUUUCAUGGUCAUCAUAUAGACGUGGUUUUGGUGAUUUAACACGUGAUUUUUGGCUUGGAAAUGAAAAAAUUCAUACAUUAACAAAUCAAGAUGAAUAUCGUCUUCAUAUUGAUUUAGAAGAUUUUAAUAAUCAAACACGUUUUGCUGAUUAUGAAUGGUUUUUUAUAACAAAUGAACAAACAAAAUAUACAUUAAAUUUAGGUCGUUAUGUACAAACAUCAACUGGUGGCGAUUCAUUAGCAUAUAAUCGUGGUAUGCGUUUUUCAACACGUGAUCAAGAUUAUGAUCAAUCAGCAGGUCAUUGUGCAGAAAAUUAUCAUAGUGGUUGGUGGCAUGCAGGAUGUACAUUAGUAAAUUUAAAUGGACUUUAUUUACGUGGAAAUGAUACAACUGCAACAGGUGUUUUUUGGAAUAAUUGGUUAGGUGCAAAAUAUUCAUUAAAAUCAUGCGAAAUAAAAGUGAGACCAGUUGGUUUUAAUACAGAAAUGCUCUCGUGA